This is a messenger RNA of Prorocentrum cordatum, 571 nucleotides long. NCBI's taxonomy places the organism in Eukaryota, Dinophyceae, Prorocentrales, Prorocentraceae. The record is from the annotation of a GenBank genome assembly.
GUGAUAGCUGGGUAGCAGACCGAUGGCAGACAUUUCGGCGCUUUACACCUAUGCUCUCGAUACCACUGAGUCGAUCGCUGUGACUGGGAACUCUGAGCUGCUCUAGUAAGUAAAAUCAAGUCCACAAGCCGAACGCGCACCAACCAAUCUGAUAGAGUGCGAAUAAUUGUUGGGUCAUAGCUCGAAAAGACCGAUCACAGGCCUCCCGAUGCUCCAGACCAGUGCUCUCGAUGCCUCUGACCCGACUCGCGUGCACAAGAGCUCUGCGGCUGCUCUAGAUCCCGAGAUCAAGUCCGCAAACCGAACGUGCGCCGAAAAAGAUGAAGAGCACAAACAGUUGUUCGGUCAUAGCUCGGGCAGCAGACCGAUCUCAGGCGUCUCGACGCUAUGGGCCAAUGCGCUCGAUGCUGCUGGAGCGAUUGCUGCGACUGGGAGCUCUGCAGCUGCUCUGAACAUUGAAACGAAGUCGGCAAGCCCAACUCGUGCCCACAAAUUUUGCAGGGAGCGAAUCGCUUUCUGGUAAAUUCUCGAAUUCAGAAUUUGAAAGUAAGAGCCUCACUGAGUUCCAGAG